This is a messenger RNA of Calidris pugnax (ruff), 782 nucleotides long. Its product is annotated as protocadherin beta-8-like. Gene Ontology annotation, biological process: homophilic cell-cell adhesion. The transcript has a single exon. Gene Ontology annotation, molecular function: calcium ion binding. The record is from RefSeq and is a predicted model, not a curated record. Gene Ontology annotation, cellular component: plasma membrane. NCBI's taxonomy places the organism in Eukaryota, Metazoa, Chordata, Aves, Charadriiformes, Scolopacidae. Bases 97 to 780 code for a protein of 227 amino acids.
CUAGAUGUAAAUGACAACGCUCCCAUCUUCACAGAGGAACGGUAUACUGUGCAGGUUUUGGAAAACACACGGGAGGGUUCUGUGGUUCUCAGGGUGAUGGCAACUGAUCAGGAUGUGGGUGUCAAUGGAGAUAUCACCUAUCAGUUCAGUGAAGUGGAUGACCGGAGCCAUGCAACAUUUGCAGUUGACACCACGGAUGGGGUAAUUAGACUCGCAAAGCCUCUGGACUUUGAGGCGACAAAGAUUCACGAGCUCAGUGUGCAGGCUACAGAUGGUGGGGGCCUCUCAGCAAUCUGCAAGGUGUUGGUGGAGGUGGUGGAUGUGAAUGACAAUGCCCCGGAGGUGGUGGUCAGUUCCUUCACCAGCCCCCUCCCCGAGAACGCAUUACCUGGGACAGUGGUUGCCCUCUUUACUGUCAGGGACCGGGAUUCUGGUGCCAAUGGGAAGGUCUCCUGUGCCCUUGGGGACCAGCUGUCAUUCUCCCUGCGGCCGGCCUACAAGAAUUACUAUGAACUGGUGACCAUGAGCACUCUGGACAGGGAGGAGACUGCGCGAUACAUCCUCAGUGUCACAGCAGCAGACGCAGGGUCACCUCCUCUCACAACCACCCAGACCUUCACAGUGGAUAUCUCCGAUGUCAAUGACAAUGCUCCCAUCUUCAACGAGUCAUCGUACACCAUGUACGUGCGUGAGAACAAUGUGCCCACAGUGCUCGUUGGAGCUGUCAGAGCUGUGGAUGCUGACGUGGGUCCCAAUGCCAAGGUGACAUAUUUCCUGUGACC